This is a messenger RNA of Chenopodium quinoa (quinoa), 1633 nucleotides long. RefSeq lists its product as uncharacterized. Bases 446 to 1405 code for a protein of 319 amino acids. The record is from RefSeq and is a predicted model, not a curated record. The transcript is spliced from 4 exons. NCBI's taxonomy places the organism in Eukaryota, Viridiplantae, Streptophyta, Magnoliopsida, Caryophyllales, Amaranthaceae.
CCCUUAUAAAAGCCCCAAGCACCAAGACUGUAGCAAUUUUACUGUUCCUUAUGAACAGAGAAUUGACGGUUUUGCCCACCCUGCCCCUUAGCACCCUUCUCUGGUUGACCAAGUUGACCGGGCUAUUUCGGUCUUUUUGCUUUGACAUUGCAUGUUGUCUCAGUGGGCUGACGCGUGGCAAUUCCUCUUUCUUUCGGCUGUGUCAAUGGCGGAAUUUCAAGGAGUUGGUGGUGGUGUAGUUGCGCGAUUUCGAGGAGUUAAUGGUGGUGUUGUUGCGCGAUUUUGCGGAGCUGAUGGUGGUGUAUAUGCCCAAUUUGAAGGACCUGGUGGUGGUAUUUUUUUGGAUCUGGUUGUUUUGUGCUAUGAGGGAAAAAAAAGAAUAAUUGUAGGUGUAUGCACUUGGAGCUGGUUGUGCUGGUAAAAUUAAUUGCAGCUACUGGUGGUUAUGGCUAUUCAGUCAAGCAAAAUUGCCAUUCCAUUUCGACCUCUUUUAGGUCAAUUGAUUGAUUGUUUAAAUUUUCCUAAACCGGUUUAUGGUUUCAUAGAUAGGGAUAGGAAUAAUGCUUGUGUUCGUAUUAGGACUGAAUGUGGGAAGUCUGAAUUUGUAUUUUUCGGUGGGGAAGCUAACACAGUUGAGGAGUCCCAAGAGAGAGCAGCUCAAAAAGCUGUGCAGAAAUUGAUGAACCAGUUUGGGGUGCGGGUGAAUGAUUUUACAUCCGAUAGAGCAAGGAUGUAUCAGCUAUGCAGUAAGCUUUUUAAGCAUAAGGUGGUUGAGUUAUGUAGUGAAAAAGGGAUAGUGAUGCCUGGUGCACAGAAGGUUUUGGGCAAAAAACCAUCUGGUGAUGUUGUUCAUGUGACCAUUGACUUUGUAGGAUUUUUAGGAGCUGUUGUUACAAGGACUGGAGCAGAGGUGAGUCCAUUAGAGACUAUUUGGGUUGAAAAUUUGGGCUUUGUGUCCUGGCUAACAGUGUCUUGCCCACAUAAUGGAGGUGAAAUGGAAUGCAUAUAUAGUGAUGCUUGUCCUGAGUUAGCUGAUGCGAGGCAAAAAGCUGCCAAAAGAACUAUUCAUUACUUGGUGACUAAGUAUAAUCUAGAGAUCAUUGAUGCUAAUUAUGGUGCAAUUUUGGAGAAGCAUGUUGCUUGCAGUGCUCUAAAGAGAAGGUUUUACCAAUUAAAGGAGCAUUUGACUGCCAGAGAGGAAAACUUUGCUACUGAUGAAUGCUUGACUUCUACUUCUGAGAGGUUUCGGAUCCCUGAGAUUGGUUUGCCUCCAGCUGCUCCAGUUAAAAGACGUUCGGUUACAGCAUUAGAUGCAGCAUCUUCUUCUACUGUUAGAGUUGCUGAACCUUUGGUUUCUGGCAUACCUGAAUUAGAGAUUGUAUGGAAGCGGGCAAAGUUUGUUUAGCCUAUAUGGAGACUUACAUUAGUAUUUUGGGUAGAAAGUUGUAUGCCUGGAUAUAGGUGUUUAGAUUUAGCAUUGAUAUAUGCUUAUUAUCUUUCCUUUUGUCUUAGAGCCUAGGUCUAUGAGUAGAAAUGGCUGAAAUUUUUCAUUAGAAAACAAACUUGAAGGCUGUAAUUGAAAUAUAAUGUAAUGUGUAUCUUGAGUAAUGAAUGGAUUAACUUUUUAUUGUAG